This is a messenger RNA of Caenorhabditis angaria, 4307 nucleotides long. The record is from the annotation of a GenBank genome assembly. NCBI's taxonomy places the organism in Eukaryota, Metazoa, Nematoda, Chromadorea, Rhabditida, Rhabditidae.
AUGGUGCUGGACGCCUCGUGGAACGAAACAACACUACAAAACGGACAUAAGGUAACUCCUCAAGCUCGGAAAAACUGCAGCCGAAAAAUUUCUAGGGUGUAACCUUAGUGCAUGUUGCCGCUAUCUCAAUGGGUGCUGUUAAUUGCACACUGAACGGUCUGAUUUGGAUCGCAUUUCGAAGGUCCCCGCAACUUCUCACCAAACAUCAUUUGCAUUUGUUUUAUAUUUUUGCGAUCACGAAUUUUUUAACGGGUAGGUGAAAGGCGGGUGCGGGACUACCCGAUAAAUCUUCCCGCGUAUUCUGAGACAACAAAGUACUGUGUUCAGAACAGAAAAAUUGAAAUUCAGAGCCAUUGAAUAUCUCUAACUUUAUACUGUGGCUUCAAAAGUUUUAGAGAUCCACACUGGCAAGGAUCCGAGCCUUUUUAUACGAAGUAGCCGCACCUAGAAAGUUCAAUUGUCAAGUAUCAGCUCCCGAAGAACCUAAUUGUCCCAUCAUAAUUUCCUUCUUAUCGUGCUGCUCUUCCGGCUACAGUAGUUUGUAGUUUCAAGUUUUUUUUCCUUGUCUAGCCAUUUUUUCCGAAAAGUACAAAAUCACUCCGAUUUCCAUUUUCACAAGAAAAGAGGAAAUUAAUUUUUAACAGAGUAAUUACUUUGGCACUGUUUUUCAUAGGAUUAAUUACAAAAAAAUUAAUUUCCGGUUUUCCAGAGCAGAGAGCACGGAACUUUGAAUUACAGUACUGUACUUUGUAGGCAAAAAAUUUUUCUUGUUUUUUGGCGCUAAAGUUUGAAGAGUACUGUAGUCUAGUUCUCGUCAUUCUUUGUUUUCCAUUUUUCAGUACAAAUUUAUGCCCAGGGAUUUCGAAUGUUCUCAAAUAUAGAAUUUUAUUGAAAAUACACCCACAGUAUGUAGUUUAAUAUCAGAAAUCAGUAGCACAACAAAAUGAAAAACAUUUCAAAAUCUUGAGACUUCCUGUUUUGAAAUGCUCAAAGAUUAGUCAGAAAAACUUCAUCAUCGCAAAAAAUAUGACAAAGCUUGAUCUUCAGCCUAAUCCUCCUACUAGAAAAUAAAAAAAUCCUCUCUGUUUUUACAGGUUUCUUCACAAUUCCGACUUAUGUCAACUUGUUUUGGCACAAUAAUUUGGAAUGUCCCAGAUGGACCAUUUUGAUUGGAGCUAGUGAGUUUUUUUUUAGUGAGAAACUCAUCUUUUCUCAAAUCUCAAAACCGUUUCUAAAUUUCAGGUUUCGAAAUUGCCCUUGACAAAAUCCGACAUUUGAUAACUCUUUCCAUCGCCGGCGAGCGAAUUUAUGCUCUCUUUCGACCUGGCGACUAUUUUUUCUUGGAUCAUCGAAUUUUCGCCUACAAAGUUUGCCUGAUUUCGAUUGUUUGGGGUGUUUUUGAUGCUAUUUUCUUGAUUUUUGAAGAUAAUCUGUUUGUGGUGAGUUAGGGGAAGUAAAAAAUUCACACUGAAAACUGAUGUUCCUGGAAUUUGAGGGCGAGUUAAAGGAAAAUCUAAAGUAUUUUGCAUAAAAAUUAGAAGUUAAAGUAUGUUGUUGAUUUGGAUUACUACAUAGGAUUAGGAGGAUUAUAUGAUUUCGAAUUACACACGUACUUUUUUUGGGAGACGUCAGGAGGAUUUUUCCCAAAAAAAGAAGACAAAGAGAAUAAAUAUUAAAUUUUGAUCCUUAGGAUAGUUUCAGAAGUUUUUGGAUUGAAUAUCUGAACCCCAUUUUUUUCUGAAACUUCCAAUCUGAAAUGCAGAAAUUCACAUCAAUUAUCAAAAUUUCCAGAUUUUUUUACUCCUUCACUACGUGCAAAUUCUAAAUUCCAAAAAAUUUUGAACUUUUUGAUUGUUCUCAUAAUUUUCAGAAAAUCCCAUUUCCCUCCUGAAAAUUAGCAACUUUUUGAGUGUGAACAGCUGAAAUUGUGUUUGUUUACUCCAGUUUUUUUCUGAAAAAUUUUGAGUUAUUGCGAGUACGAAUUUUGUGAGUCAUGGGAACAUUUUGGAGUGAAAAUUUGGCUUCGAAAAAUCUUCUGUUUUUUUUUGGAAAAAUAUGGAAUUUGCAAAAUAUUGUUCUGCGUCAUAGACACCUACAUAACUAUAAUGGAUUUGAGAAAAGUAAAAAACAAUGCAUUAAAUUUUGAAUUUAAGUAGAUAUAAAACAUUUCAAAAAACAAUUCCGAAAUGAAAAUUGUUCUAAAAAAAUCAUUUUUUGUCGUAGCUGAUGUUAUCGAGAAAUCCUAAUUAAUUCAUCAAAAAUCAAAUUGGUUUUUUAAAAACUAUAUUGAAAUUGGAUUUGAGGGGAUUUUUGAAACGAUUUUUGAUUCCCAAAAAACCUGGGAAAUUUUCCAAUAAUUUUGAAAAUAAAGUUUUCAUACUGAUUUCAGUAUUCCUAAAAAUCGCAUUUUCCAGGUCCGAAUGCACUGUGUCACAACAGCCGCUUCUGCCAAAUACUUCCAUUUCUAUUUUUUAAUCUCCACAAUAAUUUUUGGAAUAAUACUUUCAAUCGCCUAUUUCUUCUUCAUUUGCAAGUUGUUUGUAAUUCGCGGAACUCGAAUAAUCAACACAAAAUCUCGGUGCCGCGAUAAUUUCCACCAAGUCAAUUCGCUAACUGUUAUGGUUAUUCUAAUGGUUGUAUUGUUCAAUGUUUUGCCAAGUAUGCUCUAUUUAUAUGAUAUGAUUAUUCAACAAGUUCAUUUUAUGCAAUGGGGACCGAUUAUUACAAUUGGAUAUCAUUGUUAUGGAUGUGCAAGCUUCUUUUUUUAUAAUUGUCGACAUCAUGAAAUUAGAAAUGCUUUGAAGUGAGUUUAAGAGUCUAAAAUCAGAAAAACAAUUACGUUUCAAAAUUUUAAAAACGUUGGAUUUUUAUUGACAAAGCGUUCUCGUCUUGAAUAGUUUUUGACGAACGAAAUUUUUAAGCUGGAAGUUAGAAAAAAUUUUGAAAAAUUGAUAUUAUUUUAUGAGUCAGAGAAAUCGCGGAAAUCAAAUUUAGAUUAUUCUAGAUUUUUAGACGAAAAAAGUGUUGUGAACAUUUUUUUGAGGAAGCAAUUUUUAUGAUUUAUGAGUCAAAAAAAUCCAAAUCAGAUUAUCCUGGAUGUUUUAGUCAAAAAAUAUUAUACAAAAAAUCAGACAUAACUUAGAAAAUCCAGUAGCCUAAUCCAGUUUUUUCUAACAAAAUCUGUUGAAGAUACUCUAAUUGUAAGCCCAAAAAAUGUCAUUUUGAAAUAGACAUUGUUUGAACAUUGUUACAAGAAUAUUGUUUGUGCUGAUGUUGUUUUUCAAUUAACAAUUCUGAAUUUUUCCAGCAAAAUCCGAUUGAUUCGCCGAUUCCUAAAUUGCGAUAAAUCGCCAACAACUUCAAAAUGUGAUGUUAGCGGGCAGUACAGUAAUAUAAAACCGGCAAAAAACAAUACACCAGCAAUUGUGAGUUGUUUCUCUUGAAAAAAUUUGAACGUUUUUGCUCACCAUACACAUAAGUAUUUUCAGCCUCUCCACUCUCUCUGGUAAUUUUUAGCUCAUUUUUCUAGUAAUUCUGUGUAGCAUGAUGCAUUUUUCCUAACUUUGGGGUGUCAGAAUUUUUUGAGAGAGUGCAAAGCUUCAUUUUUCAGAAAUCUGAACGAUUAGCAAAUUAUUUUUAAAAAAAUGUUUUUAAUAAAUAGAAAGUACAGAAAUAUUAGUGCACUUCUCUCGGACUAUUUUUCCUCGGGUUGUCCGGGAGAAGUACACCGCGGAGAGAUUAAUGGAUUCGCAUUGUUUUUUGUUUUGGAUUGAGAUUAGAAAUAUGGAAAUUUUGGGUUGGGAGGGGGGGGGGCGUGCAAAGCCACGUGUAUUUUUCAAUAAAAUUUCAAAUUCUGCGAAAAUCCCAAGAAAAAAUCUCCAUUUCAAAAUAUUCGAAAUCUCUCGGGAAAAAUCCCGCAAGUGCCGGCAAGAAUUGAAGUCGAGCCGCAAUGGCUGCGGGUGAAGUCGCCGUUGUUGCGGGGGAAAGACAAGGGGAAUGUGAGAGAACGCAGACGCUUGCUACUUUUUGUCUGUCUGUCUGUGCUCUCUCACACUUCCCUUGUCUUUCCCCCGCAACAACGGCGACUUCACCCGCAGCCAUUGCGGCUCGACUUCAAUUCUUGCCGGCACUUGCGGGAUUUUUCCCGAGCUGUAUAGUUCUCUCGGACAAAAAUUUUCUGACACCCCUUAUUUUUCACUUCUACAAUCUUCAACAUUUCUUUCAAUUCUCAAAAAACCCUACGAUUUUUUCAGAUAACCACUUCUCGAAUCACCAAUGCUGAAAGUGACAAUGAAGUUUUUCUAUAA